AUGCCCAUGUCGUUGCUUGCCUGUCUAUCCAUCUGCGGCCCCCUUCUCAUCAUCCCAUCACAUCAUGCCCUGGGACCAUUCCGUCUGUUCCCCCCGUACCCUCCGGGCGGGGUUGAUGAUGAAGCCAUGGCUUGCAAUCGGACGAAUCGAGGGCUCAAUGUCUUAUCCCCCUCCAAGACGAGACGAGAUGGAGUCCGAGGAGGGUCUCGAAAAACUAUAAAAGGGCACAAGUUGAGCGGUUUGACAUUCUGUUCUUCUUCUUCCUUUCUCAUCACUGCUUCGGACCAUAUUGCAAGCUUUCUGCCUAGCUUUCUCCAAGUUCAAGUUCUACACAUCUUCAACAAACUUCAUCACAUCAAGCAACUUCCCUGCGCUCUGUCUUACCCAAGACCCCUCUCAAGUGACCGGCCCAUUCCCAGUCCAAACAACACCAGCAACGUCGGAAACUUUAGUCAUCGCCUCGUUUGCUUCAGACAGAGAAGUUCCACACACGCAUCACAAGUCUAUUUGUUGAAAUCGUCCGGCCUCAACUUUCGCCCAUCAUGUCUGCCCACUACAACGCAUACUCGCUCCCCAUGCCCGUCCCCAACCACAAGGGCCAGCAAUACCCAAGCUACAGCAGCACAUACUCCGUGUCACCACCGGAGACGGACGAAUCCGUCAGUUCUGGAACCGGUCCCUCAUACAGCAACAGCGGUUACUCUGGAGCCUACUCUGUGGCCAACUCCAGCUACGCCGGCAGCAACAGCGGCGACUUUGACAGCACCCACUCAGCCAGCGGCGUCGACUUCAACGACUACAUGCAGGACCGCUUCGCCCAGACCUUUGACCCAAUUCCCAUGGACCGCAACAUUGCGGUCCAGGCGCAAACAUCUGGCAAACUCAACGCAAAGCACCGUGAGCUGCUGGAGCUGCAAAAGAAGGCGCAAGCCCGUCUCGCAAAGACCCGUGAGCGCUUCAACGAGGGUUACCGCGACGCUCAGGACGUGCGCGCGGACCUCGAGUGGACGCAGAAGAAAGUCUCAUCACUCAAGAGCAAGACUGCUCGCAAGCACACCAAGGAAUACAACAAGGCGCGCGCUCGCUACCCGUCGCCAGAGUACUAGAAAAAAAAAACACCAUUGCGGGUUUUUUUCUUCUUCUUACGGUUACGAUGAUUUGAGCAGCGGCGGGUGGUUUUCUUCAGCCUCGCGAUAA
Colletotrichum truncatum is the source of this 1197-nucleotide messenger RNA. RefSeq lists its product as uncharacterized. The record is from RefSeq and is a predicted model, not a curated record. NCBI's taxonomy places the organism in Eukaryota, Fungi, Ascomycota, Sordariomycetes, Glomerellales, Glomerellaceae.